AUGGCAUUUAACUUUCGGAGAAUACUUGGAAACAUCUUCAAUGGCUUCUCAGCCGAUUUUAAGAAAAAGAACUUUUCUUUAUAUGGACAAUGGAUUGGACUCCUCACAAUAUUUUUAGCGAUCGCUUUGGGAAUUGCUAACAUCUUUCAUGCGUCUUUGGUUAUAAUUUUCUCAAUUAUAUGUAUUGUGGAGGGAUUGGUGGUUGUUUUCGUGGAGAUUCCAUUUUUGUUGAAGAUCUGUCCACUCACAGACAAGUUCACCAAGUUCAUUAGCAACUUCGAUGAAAAUUGGCCGAGAUGUGGGUUCUAUCUCUUAUUGAGUGCCAUUCAGUGGCUCUCGUUAACCGUACAGGCUACUAGUUUGAUCGUUGUUGCGGUAUUCUUUCUCUUAGCUAGUGCAUGCUACUUGUUAGCAGCUUUGACGCAUCAAGAUUUUUUGAAGACUUCAAUUAAUGUCUCUGGAGAGGGAGAUACUAUCGAAGACCAAGUGGGGACACAUGCUGUGAGAAACUUUCUUUGA
This is a messenger RNA of Priceomyces carsonii, 519 nucleotides long. It is a transcript of the gene TVP18, whose product is annotated as Tvp18p. The transcript has a single exon. The coding region runs from base 1 to 519 and encodes 172 amino acids. Lineage: Eukaryota; Fungi; Ascomycota; Pichiomycetes; Serinales; Debaryomycetaceae. Gene Ontology annotation, biological process: vesicle-mediated transport. Gene Ontology annotation, cellular component: Golgi membrane. The record is from RefSeq and is a predicted model, not a curated record.